GUAGUCCACGCAGUCAGAGCUUUCCCCUCAAUCUCAUCAUCGCGUCCUCCUUCCUCGCUUUCAAGAACAUCCAAUCCGUCAACAUCGCACAGCACGUUCCAGCUUUCUCACGGCUUUGAUCUGCCAAGAUGUCGACUGAGAAGAUCACCUUCCUGACGAACUGGCACGCGACGCCUUACCACGCCCCCCUCUACCUCGCCCAGGCCAAGGGUUUCUUCGCCGAUGAAGGAAUCAAGGUUGCCAUUCUUGAGCCCAAUGACCCCAGCGAUGUGACCGAAAUCAUCGGCUCCGGCAAGGUCGACCUUGGCUUCAAGGCCAUGAUCCACACCCUUGCAGCGAAAGCCCGCAACUUCCCUGUCCUGUCCAUUGGCAGCCUGCUCGACGAGCCCUUCACCGGCGUGGUGUAUCUCAAGUCGUCGGGCAUCACCCCGGACUUCACCACCCUCAAGGGCAAGCGCAUCGGCUACGUCGGCGAGUUCGGCAAGAUCCAAAUCGACGAGCUCACCUCGCACUACGGCAUGUCACCCUCGGACUACACGGCCGUGCGCUGCGGCAUGAACGUGUCCAAGGCCAUCAUCGAGGGCAAGAUCGACGCCGGCAUCGGCCUCGAGAAUGUCCAGAUGGUCGAGCUCGAGGAGUGGCUCGCCGCGCAGGGCCGGCCCAAGACCGAUGUCCAAAUGCUCCGCAUCGACGAGCUUGCCGAGCUCGGCUGCUGCUGCUUUUGCUCGAUCCUCUACAUCGGCAACGAGCGGUUCGUGGCCGAGAACCCGGGCAAGGUGCGGGCGUUCCUGCGCGCGGUCAAGCGCGCGACCGACUUCGUGCUCGCGGAGCCCGAGCGCGCCUGGGCCGAGUACGUCGACUUCAAGCCGGCCAUGGGCACGGCGCUGAACCGCAAGAUCUUCGAGCGCAGCUUCGCCUACUUCUCGCGCGACCUCAAGAACGUCCGGCGCGACUGGGAGAAGGUCACCAAGUACGGCAAGCGCCUGGGCGUGCUGGGCCCGGCCUUCGAGCCCAACUACACCAACAAGUUCCUCGACUGGGCGCUGGACCCGGACUCGGCCGACCCCACUGGCGACCAGAAGCGGAUGGCGGAACUGCAGAAGGACGUCGCCCUGGCCGGUGGUUUCCGGCGUCUCAAUGUGUCCGAGGCCAAGGCUAGCGCUUAGAAGAGCGCCGUUCUUGUCUCUCUUCCACCUCGAGGACGAGAGCUGUUGGGGAUGUCUUAGCAGGGCAAGCUCGACGUAACACACCAACUAUUGUCCUUCCUUUACCAAUAGCUACUUGAUAUGUCCCGCUUGUGACUUUCAAAGGGUCUCUUCUUGCCUGUGAAUUGAGCACGCCUCCCCUCCUUUCAGCACUAAAUAUCGCAGUUCACACCUGUGACUUGGAAUAUUUUUGACUGAUAAGCAUCCUGGCUAAUCACUUUGCUUAGCUGCGCUGCUCGAGCUUCGGGCUGGCCGAAACAGCGGCGCAGCCUCUGGGGGCGGGGUUAAUGAAGAAAACAGGAGAACUCUUCCCGCCUAGAGACAAACCACAGACAAACACUCUAGAAUCAUGCAAUACCCAGAAAUUUAAUGCAGCAGACCUCGGCCAAAGCACGGUGAAGUGUGAAAGUCCGUAUAGAGACAGCUUCUGACAAGAUUCAGAGAACACUGAUCAUGUUGGAGAUUGGGU
Messenger RNA from Thermothielavioides terrestris NRRL 8126, 1674 nucleotides. RefSeq lists its product as uncharacterized. Gene Ontology annotation, biological process: thiamine biosynthetic process. The record is from RefSeq and is a predicted model, not a curated record. The transcript is spliced from 6 exons. Lineage: Eukaryota; Fungi; Ascomycota; Sordariomycetes; Sordariales; Chaetomiaceae. The coding region runs from base 129 to 1166 and encodes 345 amino acids.